Closterium sp. Naga37s-1 is the source of this 912-nucleotide messenger RNA. NCBI's taxonomy places the organism in Eukaryota, Viridiplantae, Streptophyta, Zygnematophyceae, Desmidiales, Closteriaceae. The record is from the annotation of a GenBank genome assembly.
AUGGCUGCUUCAACGCUCUCCGCGUCCGUUGCUCAGGCCGCCGUUGCGCUUCAAAGCAAUGGUAGCGUUCGUGCCGAACGGAUCUCCUCCGCAGCGGCUCUUUUCCCCUCCAGAGUCGCUGGUCUCUCCGCCAGCAGCCCCUUGUCUCGGAGCGCGCGCACGCCAGGCAGCGGGGUCGCGAGGAGAGCCAACCGGAUGGCGCCACGUGCGUCCGCGGACGCAGAGGAGCCGGUGACCAUUGACAACUCGACCGUUCUCGUGGUGGGCGGUGGCGGGGUGGGCAUGGAGGUGGUUCGUCAGCUGGCCAAGGCAGGCUCGUGGGUGACGGCUCUGCAGAGGGGGGAGAAGUUUCGCAAGGAGAUUGAGGGGCUGGGAGCCAUGCUGGCCAUUGGGGACGUGAUGGCUCCUGGCACCAUUGAGAAGGCGCUCAGAGGAAACACAUUUGACGCUGUUGUGUCCACCGUUGGAGGGGGUCUUACCGACAUAAAGGUGGAUUCGGACGGCAACAACAACGUCAUAGCAGCAGCAGAGAAGGCUGGGGUUCCUCGCUUCGUCCUUGUGUCCAGCAUAGGAGCGGGCGACAGCAAGGCGGCCAUGCCAGGCAAGGAGAUGGACGUGCUGGGGCCGGUGCUGGCCGAGAAGGAGAAGAGCGAGGAGCGGCUCAAGGCCAGCGAUAAGCUCAAGUGGACCAUUGUUCGCCCAGGAGGGCUGCUCUCAGAUGCGGCCAGUGGAUCGGGCAUUCUCACAGAGGACAGCAGCGUGGUGGGGGUCAUCUCCCGUGCUGACGUGGCACAACUGAUUUUGCGCAUUCUCUUUGAGGAGAAGGCGGAGGGGAAGGUUUUCUCUGCAAUUGAUGCGCAAAAGAAAUUUCCUGGAGCGCCUGAGAAGGAGAUUGUGGAGUUCAAGGUGUAA